CGGGCGCGGCCGCAGAGGCACCGGCGGGGGCACGGGAGGCAGCGCGGCACCGGCUGUGCUGCGGCUUCACUCACCCACCGCUCCCUUCCCAGCCUCUCCCCGCCCAGGGGCGGGGGUCCCCAGCCAGGCGGACCACGCUUCCUGCUGCGAGGGCAUAGCGGGGCAUCGCAGAACGAAGCCCUCGCCAUGAGCGACAGCCCGAUCCCAGCCCCGGCUCCGGCCGCCAAGCCCAAGCGGGCCCGGUCAGCGCGGCGUCCAGCAGCCCACCCCACGUACACGGACAUGAUCACGGCAGCCAUCCGGGCCGACAAGAGCCGUGGCGGCUCAUCCCGACAGUCCAUCCAGAAGUACGUGAAGAGCCACUACAAGGUGGGCCAGAACGCCGACGUCCAGAUCAGGCUCGCCAUUAAGCGCCUGCUCACCACCGGAGUCCUCAAGCAGGCCAAAGGGGUCGGUGCCUCCGGCUCUUUCCGCCUGGCCAAGGCCAGCAAGGUGAAGAAGUCCCCGGCCAAGAAGAGGAAGAAGGCCGCCAGGAGAUCCACUUCACCCCGGAAAAGAGCUAGGUCCAGGAAAGCCAAGUCACCAGCAAAGAAGCCCAAAUCUGCCACCAGGAAAGCCAGGAAGAAGUCGAGGUCCAGCCCGAAGAAAGCCAAGAAGCCAAAGACUGUUAAGGCCAAGUCGCUGAAGGUGUCCAAACCCAAGAAGGCAAAGCGGUCGAAACCCAGAGCCAAGUCCAGCGCCCGGAAGUCACCCAAGAAGAAGUGAAGAAGUCUAGAGGCGUUUCGGUACUCUCCCUGUUGGUUCUGUAAAUAGCUGUUGCCUUUAUUUUUACCCCUUUCUAUUGCAUUUUAUAAAGAAUUGAUCUAUUGCUGAAUGGAAAUCACUAAAAUAAGGCAGUUAAUGAAUGAAAAAAAGGAACAUCUUUAGUAUGGAGAGUUCCCAUUUUUAAGAGUUA
Messenger RNA from Pseudopipra pipra, 955 nucleotides. RefSeq names its product histone H5. Lineage: Eukaryota; Metazoa; Chordata; Aves; Passeriformes; Pipridae. Gene Ontology annotation, biological process: nucleosome assembly; chromosome condensation; negative regulation of DNA recombination. Gene Ontology annotation, cellular component: nucleosome; nucleus. The record is from RefSeq and is a predicted model, not a curated record. The coding region runs from base 187 to 765 and encodes 192 amino acids. Gene Ontology annotation, molecular function: double-stranded DNA binding; nucleosomal DNA binding; structural constituent of chromatin. The transcript has a single exon.